Molecule: messenger RNA, 756 nt
Organism: Notodromas monacha
Lineage: Eukaryota; Metazoa; Arthropoda; Ostracoda; Podocopida; Cyprididae
Source: the annotation of a GenBank genome assembly
AUGCCGCAGGCUGGCCCUGGCGACGAGCCGGUUGGCCCACAGCCGGCCAAACCUUUCUCUUUUCAGUCGGUGGAGAAUUUCCUGUCCGACAAGGCUUACAAAGACAUGUUGGAGAAUGCGUCUUCCUUCAACACGCGGCUUUUGGUGGAGCGUAGGAUGAGGUUACCAUUUCUAGACGCGCAAACUGGGAUUGCCCAGAACAGUUCGAUGUUGAUGUUCAAUCGACGAGAUCGAAUGCCUGGUGACUCGUCACUCGGAAAGCUGUACGUGUAUCCUGCUGCCAAAUGGCGGAAACGGAAGCGGCAGUAUCACCUGAACUUCUUCAAUUUUCCUCGGAAAGUCGUCAAGGCCGAAGUGCCAGAAACUUUGUUGGAGUCAGUUGACCUCGCGUUGACGCAGUCCAACAGUUUACCAAUGUUGGAGCCGAAGGAAGAUAGUAGAGACCAGUUUUCCUCCAACGAGCAAGCCAAAGCAGUUCAACCCGAAGCCUCUUGGGCGUAUUACGAAGAUGACCUCGGUUUAGACGAGGAAGAUUUCGACCAACCCCAAGAUGCCGACUCAGAUUUUGAUUACGAGGAGUCAUAUAAGAAGAAAAAGAAGAAAGCUCGGGCGAAAGAAUCCACACCAAAGGCAGCAAACGACGCGAGGAAGGAAAAAGGGCGGGCGCCGGAAAACGAAGCAGAAAAAGCGGUGAACUGUGAUGAGUGCGCAUUCCAAGCGGUGCCGAACUUGAUGGCAUUGAUGUUGAAUGGUUGA